GGACUGAAAAAAAAAAAAGAGUGAGCAGCAGUGUUCCCCCCAUAGUAUUUUAACAGUUAUUCAAGGCAUGAACCACAACUGUUUUACCAAUGAUUUAUAUGAUGGCUUUGCAUUCUGCAAUCCCACCUUGCAAGGAAGCGCCGGGUCGCUGGGCAGGAGAGCCGUGAGGGAGCCUCUCACCACACAGCCGCCGACAAGAGCCAUGGGAGCCGGCAGCUCCGCAGAGCAGCGGAGUCCCCAGGACGGGGCGACCGUCGCGGGAGAGUCCCAGCCCGGCAGCCCUGAGGGGCAGACGCCAACCGAGGCGGCCGCCGCUCCCACUGCCGCUCUGCCGGAGGAGCCGGAGGAGCCCGGCAAGCUUUUACAGAAAAAUGGGCAGAUAUCCAGCCUUAACGGAAUUGCAGAAGAGCAAGUUGCACUCAGCCUCAAGCCAGAGGAGCUGAAUGGACAGCAGCCAGAAGGCACCGUUACAGAUGUUGGACAAAGAGAAACCGCAACUGCAAUUCUGAAAGACGAGUCUGUUGAAAAUAUGGAGAUCAAGGCAUCAGAAUCAUCUGAUAAGACUAUUGUAGAUGGUGAACAGAAAGACACCCAAGGAGUUGAUAAACUGUCACCAUCAUUAGAAGACAAAGUAGAAGAGCAGGAACAACCUAGUGAAUCGCUAUCAAAUGAUGUUGGAUUUAAAAAAGUUUUUAAGUUAGUUGGGUUCAAAUUUACUGUUAGAAAGGAUAAGACUGAGAAAGUAGAACCUGUGCAGCUGUUGAACAUAAAAGCAGAUGAAGCAGAAGUGGCAUCAAGUGGAGCUGGAGACUGUAAAGAAGUCAAUACAGAGACAGUAGAUGAAGCAACACAAAGUGAGGUACCCCAUCUUGUAGAAAAGACAGAAGAGGAAACUCAGACUGACCAGAAGAAAGAUGAAAGUUUGCCAAAACAGAUAACAGAAAGCCCUCUUGAAGCAGAAAGCAAGCAAGAAGUUAAAACUGAUGUCAGCAAGUCUCCAGAGUCUCCAACAAGCCCAGUAACUACUGAAACAGCAUCACCCUUAAGAAAGUUAUUUGCCCAGGGGUGGGCUGGGUUUAGGAAGAGGACAAGCUUCAGGAAACCGAAAGAAGAACAGCAAGCUAUUGAGAAAGAAAAGCAAGAGCAAGAAAAAGAAGUGAUAACAGAAGAAACUACAGUCGGAGAAGAAUUAGAAAAAGACAAACCUAUACCAGAAAAAGACCAGACAGAAAUUUCCAUGGAAGUGAGUAGUACAAAGGCAGAGAAAGAGAGAGAAGAGGGAGAAGAAACAAAAAUGGUAGAUGUCUCAACAGGAACACAUGAAGAAGAUGUUGUUAUUCCCCAUGAACAGCUAUUGACCAAAGAGUCUGUUGAAUGUGAGAUAAAAGAAUCAGAGAUAAGUUUGAAGGAAGAGAUUCACAUGACUGCAGAAGAAGGAUCAACACAAACAGAAGAGUGUCUGAUGACCCUGGAGCAAGGCACUCUUGCAUCAUCUGAGAAAAAACUUGAACCAACAACUCUGUUGACAGGUGAAGCAUCUGAACAAACAAUAGACCAAUCUGACCUAACUUCUCCAAUGGCAAUAGAAAAGGUAGAAGAACCUUUUGAAAUAGUUGAAGCUGACAAAUCUGAACCAGAAGCUCCUGUUAUGACAGAAAUUAUUGAUGAAAAAUCCACAGAGAUGAGCACUGAUUCUAGUACCACUGAGAAGAGGGAAGAAACACAAACAACCCCAAAAGAAGAACUUGUUCUCGAACAAUUAGUUGAAACAGGGGCUGAGAUUCAGAGUGGGCAGCCUUCUGAUGAACAGCUGACAGUAAAAGAAACCUCACCUGAAGUUGUCAGUGAACAUCUCAAGCAAACUGAACCAAGCACUGUAAAUGAAGCAACAUCUAAACCCCCAGAAGGCAUCACAAAUGAAGUUGAACUUCUUUCAUCUCAAGAACGAGCCAAGAUCCAAGGCAGCCCCUUAAAAAAGCUUUUUACGAGUUCUAGCUUAAAGAAGUUGUCAGGAAAGAAACGUAAAGGAAAAAAGGAAGAAGCUAAAUCAGGGGAAGCAGGAGAACAAAUGCAGCAAUUCUCUGAUUCUGCAGAAAGUCCAGAAGAUCCAAGGGGAGAAAGCUCUGCUUCUUCCCCUGAAGAAGCAACAGAAUCUGUAGAAAAAGCUGAUGCAUCACAAAUCAUGGAAACUGAGGAAGGAUCUACUGUAGAUGUGGAGAAGAAAAGAGAAAGUGUUACACCUUGGGCAUCAUUUAAAAAGAUGGUGACCCCCAAGAAACGUGUCAGGAGGCUUUCUGAAAGUGACAAAGAAGAUGAACUAGAUAAGGCAAAGAAUGCUACUCUGUCUUCAACAGAAAGUGGACCCGGUGAAGAACAGGAAGACAGUAAAGAAAAUGGUGAGGAACAGAAAUUAGAAAAAAGCACAGAAGAGCCCAAGAGAAAGGUUGAUACUUCUGUGUCAUGGGAAGCCUUGAUUUGUGUAGGUUCAUCUAAAAAAAGAUCCAGGAAAUCAUCAUCUUCUGAUGAAGAAGUGGGACAAAGGCUAGCUCAGGAAGGACAAAAGAUAGAUGAAAGAGUGCCAACUAAAGAAGCGGCAACAGAGGUUAACCUAACUAGCUCACAGGAAAGUGAUCAAGGACAAGGAAAUUCAUCACCAGAACAGGUUGGAAGUCCAUCUGAAGGUGAGGGAGUUUCAACGUGGGAGUCCUUUAAAAGAUUAGUGACACCAAGAAGAAAGUCUAAAACAAAGAUGGAAGACAGAAGUGAAGAAACUGCCACAGUUCCUAGCUUAGAACAUUCUACUUCAGAUACCGAUUCUGGGAAAGAAGAGUCCUGGGUUUCAUUUAAAAAAUUAAUGCCUGGUCGCAGGAAGAAAAAGUCAGAUGGAGUGCCAGAACAUGCUCCUGUUCAGGAAACUGGAGAAGAAAUGGCAGAAACCAAUGAGGAAGACUAUGAUGUUCCAGCUGUUGUCCCUCUAUCAGAGUAUGAGGCUGCUGAACAAGAGAAAUUUGAAGCCCAAAUGGUGAAGCAAGAUGAUAUGACUGAGAAGAGUUUAGAUGAGAAAAAGCCAGAGGGUGCUGCAGAUGAACAGUCUAACGAAGGACUAAUCCAUGCAGUUACUGUUACAGUGGUAGAAGGAGAGAGAGCAGUUACUAGUAUUGAAGAAAGGUCACCAUCUUGGAUAUCAGCUGCUGUUACUGAGUCCAUUGAACAUGCAAAUGAAGAUGAAGAGCAUAUUUCUGAAACUGGAAUUGUUGAAGAAACAGUGGUGGACACUAAACUCAUGCCAGAAAUUAAGAAAGAUAUUAGUGGUGACACCAUUGUCAGUGAACUAACCUCAGAAGCCAUUACAGCUCGAGAAGAACCUUCAGUUGUUGAAGAAGGAACGGAGGUGUCCUGUGCUGAAGAGACAACUGAAAUGGUUUCAGCAGUUUCGAGGCUAUCUGAGUCUCCUGAUACAACAGAAAUAGCUACUCCUGUGCAGGAGGCAGAAGAAGGCCAGGAAAACCUAGAAGAAUUAAAUAAACAAACACAAGAGAUUCUGCAAGAGGUUGCUGAAAGAGUUAAAGUGGCAGAUGAAGUAUCAGUGAUUAGUGAAAGUAUGUCAGAAGUGGUAAUUCAGCCAGUAGAAAAACCUGUUGUCAAAGUUCAAGGAGAUGAAUGGUCUGAAAAGCCCUUAAAGGAAGAAGAUGCUGAAAAGGCUGAUAUGCAAACUGAUGGAGGCAUAAAAAGUGGGCAGGGUCAAGUUGAAGUUAAAGAAAGUGAUCUCAAGGAAGUAUUAGAGCAGCGGAAGGAUAUGUGUAUGGAGGUGAAUGGAAGUGCAGAGGUAACAAGUGGCUUGGACAGAAGUGAUGAAGGUGGUCAUCCAAAAAUUGAUCAAGACAUUGUAGAAGAACCUGAAAAAAUUCUUGAGAAACAGAUGAGUGAUGAGAAAUCUGAAGACGAAGAAGAAUUUGUCAUUGUUACAGUAACACCUGAAGAAGAACAAAAAGUAACAAUUGGUGACACAAAUGAAAAGCAACUUGUAUUGUUAAAAGAAAUGGACAGUGGAGACCAUGGUCCUGCUGAUACAGAACAGGCAGUCAAAGUGAAUGUAGAAGGUGCAACAUCAGUUGUGAUUCUAGAAGAUGUUCCAAAAGCAGAUGAAUUGAUGAAAGUGACAUGUGAAGAGAAGCCUCAGUUGUCCCAGAAACAGGAAGAAUUGGUGAGCAUCAUACUUGAUUUGAAACCAGAACCCACAGAACAAAGUACCAUUGAGGUAAAGCUGCUUGUGCAGAAUGAAGUACAAGAUGCCAAAAUUUUAGUAGAGUCUCCACAAAAAGAAGAAUUUGUCCUUGAGGCACCAAUUCUGAGCAAGAUAAUUGAAGUUCCAGUGAAGGAUGAUGAAAUUAAAGUCCAAGACUUGGAUGUGACUGGAGAUACUGUACUUGGUACCAAAACAGAAAGCGCAGAGGAAGUUGCAGUUGAAACCUCUAUACAGAGCAAAGAUGCUGAUGGCUGUGUUGAAAAUUUGGAGAUGGAGACACAGAAAAUGGAACCUGAGAGCUGGCUGCAAAAAUUGGAGACCAAGAUUCCUGUGAAAGAUAUGAAAUCUGAAUCACUCCUAGUAAAAUUAGAGGAACAGAUCCAUGCUGAGAAUAUGGAGAAAGAGGUGCCAAUAAAACUGGGAAUGGGUGUCCAUAAGCAGAAUGUGAAGGCUGAAGAUCACAUUCAGAAGAUGGAAACAAAUGGACAUCAAGAAGAAGUGGAAAGGAAAUCAGAUGUACAGAGUAUGGAAGGGGUCCUGGCAGUGAAGCCGGGAGUAAAGGAUGUGGAGACAAAGACAGAGUGUGUCAUGGAAAAACCAGAUGUUAAGGAGCACAUAAAAGUAGCAGAAGUACACGUCUCUGGUGAAGAGGUACACACAGUAUCGGCUGUAGACAUGGAAGAAGUUAUCAAAACAAAAGCUGGAGUAGAACCAGAAGCUCUCCCAGAAAAAGGGGAAGGGGAACCCCCUGUAAAAGGACUAACUGAAGAGGCAGAUGGGACAGCGGAUGUGGAAGCUGCCACUGAGCAAGCAGGUGCAAAGGUGGAAGCUGAGUCCUCUACUGAGAAGGAGGCCUCAAAGACAGAUGUGGAGGCUUCUACAAAAGAAGCAGAUACAAAGGUAGAAGACAUGAUCCUUGCAGAGACAGCGACCUCAUCAAGUCAGGCAGGUGGAAAGUUGGAAAAGGAUGUCAUUGCAGCAGUUGUGGAUAUGGAGUCCCAUGUGGAAACAGCAGGUGCUGAGGUUGCUGAGAAAAAGAGUGAAAUGGAAGUGCCUCCUGUGAACACAGAUGUGGAACACUCAACAAAGGAGGUAAAAGUGGAAUCCUCAGAAAAAUCAGAAGUUGAAAUCCUUACGAAAAAAGCAGAAGCAGAGGUCCCCAUAGAAAAGGUAGAAGUGAAGCCUUGUGUGGAGGUUAUUGCAGAAGAGGUGGAUGCAGAGGUGGAUGUGAAGGAUCCUGCAAAGAAGAUGGAUGGAAAAGACCCUGCAAAACAGUCAGAAGUACUGGUGGAAGCAGAUGUCGCUGCUGAGCAGCUAGAAAAAGAGAACUUACAGAAAAUGCAGAAGGAAAUUGUAUUUCAGUCCGAUGCAGAAUGUUCUACAACUUGUUUGACAACAUGUGUUGAAACUGUUUCAGCUGAAGCCUCAGUGGAUAUUGAUUCAGAGCAAGAAUCUGUAAGAAAUGCCAUAACUAGAGUUCCUGUGCAGACAGAAUUGCCAGGAGAUGCCGUUUGUUUGGAAUCAAAGGGUUUUGAUACAGCGGUUAUUGAGAUGCUUUCAGAGAGUGAAGGGAAAGAUGGAACUCCUGCCUUAGAAGUAUCGGCAAUCCAAAUUGUAACUGAGGAACCUAAGGAAAGGGGGCUACGUGAACAAUCAACUUCCAAGGAGGACACCGUGGAUCUCACUCAAGCAGUUGUGGGAGAUGCCAGGCUUAUCUUGAAGUCACAAAUCCCAGAAAGAAUCAAAGCUGACACUCCAGAAAGUAAAGAGGAAGUAAGUGUAAAAGAUGUGAUGCUUGUGGAAUCAAAAUCUGCCAAGGAAAGUCUAAUUCAGAAAGAAAUAUCUGUGCCUUGUAUCAAGACUGAGGAAGAAACAUUGACAUCCAUAGGCAGCACUGCUUCUGAAGGCCACAUGCAGCGUGAAAAGGAAGAUGCAUUCAGUUUGGAAUACACUAAGGCAGCUGAGGACACUGUGCAAAGUGGAGCAACUGGCGAUACUACAAAAGAAGAGUUUGGAAAAGUACCUCUAGCAACUGAAUUGGACUCUACAGAACCAGUAAUGCUUGAGGCUGUAGUAGAAGAAAGUAUUCUUCUUUCAGAUUCUGGAUACUUGGACAGUAUGGUCUCAAAUACUAUUUUGGAAAGUAAGAGAGACAGUACCCCCCUGGGUAGUAGUGAAGCUAGCAGAACUGGAAUCACAGUAAAAGCUACUGCAGCUGAGGAGCAGAUCAUUGCUGAAAAUGUCACACUUGCAGAACCAUCAACUGAAACCCUGCAGUCCUUGCCAGAGGAGCAGCAAGAGACAGAAUUCAAAUUGGUACAGCAGGUGAGCUUUACUCAUUCGGAAUAUGGAGCUGUAAGUCCUGCUACUGAUAUAGUGUCUGAGAAAGUUGAUUCAACUGUACAAGAGCCAAUUUCACCAACAGUAAACUCUACCAAGGAUGAUUUGCUCCAGAAAUGUGUACUCCAUUCCAUCCCUGAAACGAAGCACCAAAAACCAGAGACCAGCCAGGAAGCUGAAAAGAAGACAACACCUCCAGAAAGAAGCCCUUCUUUAACACAUAUAGAAUUUCAAAAAGAUGGUGUUCAAUCUGUAACUAUAGAGUCGCAGAGUACAACAAUUGUACUGAAAAUCAUCCAAAAUGCUGUUGACAAAUUAGAGGAAACAGAAGAGCCAGUAUCUUUGCCAAAACAACAGAGUGAAUCACAUUCACCGAGUGUAGAAACAUCUGAAACUCAGACUGAUCUAUGGACUGGUCAGCAACCUGCUGUAAUAGGCAAAGAAGAGAAAAUUCAAGAGAUCCAAGUAUUAAGUAUAACACAGCCUUCAGAGAAACAACAUGCCUUCAAGACAGUAGAAGAAAUGCCUUUACAUUCUGAGAAAUCUGAAGAUGGAAAAAGUGUGGGUUCCAGUAAAAUAAGUGCUGAACCCGAAGCAGUUAAACACAUGUCACAUGUAGAUGAACAGCCAUGUACUGAGACAACAUUAGAGCAACACCCUGGAUUUCUGAAGGAAGUGAUGCAAGAGAUUAUUAAAGAGAAAGGAUUGCAAAAAGAAAAUGGUGACCGAAAGGACACAGCUGUUUCAACAGAGACUCAGAGAGCCACAUUGGAGGGUACUGUCUCAGGGGAUGUGCCCAAAGAGUCACUGGAAUUAGGCCAACCAAAGCUCAAGGACAUAGAAGUGGGGCAGACAGUACAGAUCCAAGAACAGUUCUCAGAGCAACAAACACAUGUGAAGAGGAAAGACCACAGCCCAUUGACAGAAUUUGUAGAGGGAGAUGUAAAUAAUCAAGACUGCACAUCUUGUAAGAGUCCACCGCUAAAGUCAGAGCUUGCUGAAUCCUGAGGUUUAAUUUUUAUUGAAAGAUGUGUCUUGUCUUUGGAGGACCAGUUCUUGAAGAAGACAACAAAAAAGGUUGGAUGCUACCUAACUGAGCUGAAGAUCAAUUAUUUUGAACAGUGAUAACAGACCACUGCUUCCUCAUGUCAUUCUGAGAAAGGCAUCUGACAAUCCUGAGACACCAUCAGGAGCUUGAACCACUUUGUUUUACUUUAGAUUGGUUGUUAACACUUCCUUUUCACAAUAGUCUUCUUUAAAAAUAUAUAUAUUGCUGGUAACAUGAAUUAGAGUGGGUAAGAAGGAAGUGUUACCUGUCACUGAAAUGGCAUCCAUAAAUUAACUGGGGAAAGACGUUGACAUCUUUUAGUCUCCUCCUUUUAUUAGUGCUUCCAAAACUGGAUUCUAAUUCUUUGUGUAUUUAUGUGUAUAUCUUCAAGCAAAGUCUGAUUUUAAUGUAUAUUUCCUCUUCUUUAUAUAUGAAAAACAAACAAAAAAUGAUCUCACUCACCUUGCCCUGUUAUCACAUAAAAAAUAUUGUGAGUAACCUGCAACUGACCACACAUAGCUCCAGAUAUAUUUACAUUGUCUUCCUGCUGGUUAGAAGAAUUGAGACCUAAUGCUAAUGCCACUUUUAGUCUUGCAUCCAUACUCAUGUACCCAUUUAUUAUUUUCCAUCAUGCUUGCUUGAGCCUGGUGAUGUUUAUGGCCAUUUUCUGUCAUAUUCUCUUAAGUUUGGUGCUGUUUUUCUUAUGUGUGUUGGAAAACCUUUCAGUUAGUCAGAUGGAGAGUUAAGUGCAUUUAAGAAUAGCUCAGUGGGUUGGGUCCAUCAUAAGCCUCCAACAAACUAGGGUCUUUCCAUCCACUGGUGACUUCUGAUACAGUGGAAGAACACUUCUGGUAGAAAGGUUGGAAAGAGGGGAAUGCAAUCUCCUCUUGUUCCUCCUUGAAAUUUGUUCUGAACAUAGCAGGGAGCUGCAGAGGAGACCAAUUUAGCCAAAAGCACCUCUUCAUUCUCCUGCCGUUGGCAGUGUUCUAAGCAGAGCACAGCUCUGAGAAACUUAGCAUAAGUAGAAAAGAUAGCUCUAACCCACAGUUCUUAAGUCUGCCUUCUGGCUUUCAAAUUUGAGUACAUCUGAGUUUUGAGUCACUUGAGGGACAUGGGAAAUCUAAAAACCAAGAAAGUACACCACCACUUCAGACUGACUGUUCACUAGUCCUGCAUUAUAAUUCAUUUAAAGAAAUCAUAUCUUAACUUUAGGUGAUGUGCUGAAUUGCUUUAAUUCAUCAAGAAAAUCAUAAAUUAUUCUUAUUGUUUGUUUGUUGGUUAGUUAGUUUUACAUUCAUUAUUUUCCUCUUAAUGGAACUCUUCCAUGUCAUAAAACGAGACAGUCUUUUUAAAAAGGUUUUGUUGAGCAAAAGAUUUUGUCUGCUCUGUAUUUGUGUCCCUGUGUUAGGAAAGUGUGUUUUGCUAUGCAUAAAUAUGUGUACUAAAGUGUGGUUUCUAAAAAAAAUGGUUUUAAUAAAGACCUGACUUACCUUAAGUUUGCGCUUUUAAUUACUAUUAAAGAAAAUAAACUAGGAAGCUUGGAACCAAGUCACUCUUAAUAUUGUUAAUGUAAAACUGCACUUCUUAAUGUAGGUCAGUAUAAAUUGGACAUAAACAUUGGGCAGACUUCAGUGCUAAAUAACAGAAUAAUAAUUAUAAAUGCAUUUAGUAUUUGAUCUAGACACAAAGCAUGUCUAGCAGGUAAAGUUAUAUUGCACGUUGUAGACUCUUCAAACUUAUCUAGCUGAGUCUGUUGCAUGGCCCAACAGUUUCUUUGUGCUACAUGUAAAGUAAUUUAUUUGAAAAUGAACUAAAAUAAGCCAAAGAAAUAGUAUACAGUAUUUGACAUACAAAAACACACACACAAACACACACACACACAAAAGAACUGGUAAAGAAAAAGCUGGUGUGAUUGCACCACCUAGUGGUUGCUCUCUAUGUUUUAUAGGUCUUUCACUAACAUUUAGCUUUUCCUCAAAAUAUGGAAAGAUGUGUUUUUUAAAACCUAUCUUCCAUAUCUCUGGAUAAAUGAUAAUAGGUAACCUGAUCAGUGUAUUGUAACAUGCAGUUAAUUUGUGAAUAUUAAGACUCAAAAUAUGACUUUUUAAAAACCCGUUAAAUAGUCUGAGAAUAGGGUUUAUUUGAACAACAGUAGCAUCAAUUCAUGUUAAGACAAAAAGCUUUUCUUAACUAAUAGAAGAUGAUAAUAAAAGUGAAUGCCCACAUACUUUCUUUCCAUAUAAUUAUAACUUUUCUCUCUGUUUCAGGGAAAAGUUUCACUGAUGUAAGUCCACUAGAAUCGCAUUGCAGGAGGUCAUUAAAUUAUAUUGAUGCAAUCGCUGAAACUUUUUGGUUUUAAUUUACAGGGCAAAAUCUUAGUUGCGUAAGUUUGCGAAGCAUAACCCAGAUUGGGUAAUUUAAGAUAACGAAAAGUUCCCUAUCCCUCUCCUUUUAGGUUUUGAGACUUAUAAGGACUCCUUUUUGUCCUGAUGAAGCCUUUGAGAGCUUCAGAAUGGGGAGAGGAGAGCUUUUAAUAGUAAAAAAAAAUCACUGUCAGCAGGGGAAAAGGAAAGCCUAGUCAGCCUCAGAACAUAAAAGGAGGUGGACAAGAACCUUUUGAUUACUUUAAAUAAAACACUUCCUGUGCCCGUUCUUGGUUAUGCUGUGCAAAAUUACACAUUUUAUCUCUUGUACGGUGAUUCUAGUGAACUUGCAUCAGUGAAGACAGUUUCUGAAAUAGAUAAUUUACAUGCUUGCAGUGCCUGAUCCACGUUACCUCUCACAAAGAGGAGUUUGAACAGGAUUUUGUGCAUAUGAUUCCUAGCCUGCUAGCAUGGAGAAUGGUUUUAAAUUGUUGAUUAAGUUCAGUGUAUUCAGUCCAGAAAUGCUAAACAGCCAAAAGAGAGAAGUCCGGCCUCCUGUCCCUACCAGGUCUAUUAAGAGGGACAGCCACAGGCAGGAAGAGGCCUGAUGUGACCACACAGUGUUCUUUCCAGCCUGCACUUGUUUAGUAGUCGCCCUGCCACCACGGUUGUCUCUUGUUCGCCACUGAUGAGGAUGUGCCACCUCAUUUCCAUUUUUACUGCCUAGCAACAGUGACAGAUAAAGCUCUUCUACUACCUCAUUCAACCCACUGGCUGUAUUAGAAGUAAAAUAAUUCCCAGGGUUGCUAAGCUGGCACCCUUAUUCAAGUAUCUGUAUAUAUUAAUACAACCCCACCCCA
Messenger RNA from Pogona vitticeps (central bearded dragon), 10857 nucleotides. Lineage: Eukaryota; Metazoa; Chordata; Lepidosauria; Squamata; Agamidae. The record is from RefSeq and is a predicted model, not a curated record.